ACAAAGUGAAGGACAAAAAACUUGGAAGGUGGUUGAGUCACUGAUUUUUGGAUUGGCCAAUCAAAAUUCACUGACAAGAGAAGCUGCUUAAUCAAUCAUUGUAAGUUUGUAACCCUCAAAACAAGUGAAGUGGCACUACUGUUAUCAUCUGUGGGUGGUUGAAAACGUGAAACAGGAACUUUGCAGCAGACAUGGAAACAGCCUCAGAUUAUGGAGCAUUCAUGGAGAAAUUCAUUUUACCACCAACUUCUUCUUCUCCUGAUCUUCCUUUGAGUUCACUCACCUUUGCAGUCAAAGACAUAUUUGAUGUGAAAGGGUAUGUAGCUGGAUUUGGCAAUCCUGAUUGGUUAAGGACUCAUGAGAUUGCUACUUCUACUGCUCCAACAGUUUUGGCUAUCCUUAGUGCAGGUGCUACUUGUGUUGGUAAAACUGUCAUGGAUGAAAUGGCUUACAGUAUAAACGGGGAGAAUAUACACUAUGGCACGCCUAGAAAUCCUUGUGCAGAAGAUCGAGUUCCUGGAGGAUCUUCUAGCGGCUCUGCUGUUGCAGUUGGUGCAAAGCUUGUGGAUUUCUCUUUAGGAACGGAUACAGGAGGAAGUGUAAGAGUGCCUGCAUCAUAUUGUGGGAUUUUCGGUUUUCGUCCUUCUCAUGGUGCUAUCUCAAAAUCGGGAGUUGUUCCUAUGGCGCAAAGUUUUGAUACUGUUGGAUGGUUUGCUAGGGAUCCAAAGAUUUUAAGCAGAGUUGGACAUGUACUUUUACCAUCGCCACAACAAGCCGCACCUGUUAGACCUACUCAGAUUAUCAUUGCGGAGGAUUGUUUUCAGCUUUCAAGUAUUCCUUACGAUGUAGUUCCACAGAUUGUCAUCAAAGCAAUACAGAAGUUGUAUGGAGUUGAUGUAUUAAGGCAUGAAAUUCUUGGUGAAUAUGUUAAGGCCAAAGUUCAAAGUUUGAAGAGUUUCAUGAUUCAAGAGAAUACAGACCAAGUAUACAACAUUCCAUCACUGGCUGCACUUUCAAGCGCCAUGCGAUUGCUUCAGAGGUAUGAAUUUAAGAAUAACCAUGGUGAAUGGAUCAAUGCAGUCAAACCUGAUAUAGGUCCCGGAAUUUCAGAACGCGUAUCAGAUGCCCUUACCACAAAAGGGGAGGGUAUUGAUAUCUGUCAUUCUAUAAUAAAGGAGUUGCAUGAGGCACUUACUUCUCUUCUUGGGGAUUUCGGUGUUCUCAUGAUCCCGACAGUUCCAGGGCCUCCACCUAAACUACAAACAAAUUCAUCCGAAUUAGAAAUUUUUCGUGCAAGAGCUUUCAGCCUGCUGUCUGUUGUUGGAGUAUCUGGAUUUUGCCAGGUAAACAUUCCACUAGGGUUGUAUAAUGACCUCCCGAUAUCAGUUUCUCUGGUGGCCAGGAAUGGUGCAGAUGAGUUCUUGCUUCACCUUGUUGAGAGUAUUUAUGAUAACAUUGAAAAAUAGGAAUCAGCAUAGCUCACAACAUAAUUAAGUUAUUUUUUUGUAACUGCAAGGAAAGUCGGUGUAAGCAAUUUUUUUAUAUCAAUUCAAAUUGAAAUAAAAAAGUUUAUGAAAAGUUUUAAAA
Molecule: messenger RNA, 1587 nt
Organism: Trifolium pratense (red clover)
Lineage: Eukaryota; Viridiplantae; Streptophyta; Magnoliopsida; Fabales; Fabaceae
Product: amidase 1
Exons: 9
Coding region: 192-1466 (424 amino acids)
Source: RefSeq, a predicted model, not a curated record